Messenger RNA from Pseudovirgaria hyperparasitica, 975 nucleotides. RefSeq lists its product as uncharacterized. Gene Ontology annotation, biological process: proteasome regulatory particle assembly. Bases 1 to 696 code for a protein of 231 amino acids. Lineage: Eukaryota; Fungi; Ascomycota; Dothideomycetes; Acrospermales; Acrospermaceae. The transcript has 5 exons. The record is from RefSeq and is a predicted model, not a curated record. Gene Ontology annotation, molecular function: protein binding. Gene Ontology annotation, cellular component: nucleus; cytoplasm.
AUGACGCGCAGGGUGAGGAUAGCAGAACUUCCGUCGGGACCGGUAACUGUGCAAGACUCUUCGAAUGGAGUCAACAAAGACAAACUGUCUCUUCUGCAGCUGAUCAACGAGAAAGAGCGAGUGGAGGCAGAGCUCUCUACGCUUGGAUCAGUUCUGGACUCUCAUAGCGUAAACAUGAACACUGGUCUCACCACCUUCGACGGCUUUCCCAGAAGUGAUAUUGAUGUUGCCCAGAUACGAACUACCAGAGCACGAAUAAUACACCUACGUAACGACUACAAAGAUCUCAUGAGUCGUAUAGAGAAGGGACUCCAUGCGCAUCACGCCAACCAGAUCACUCAGAAUGGCUCCUCCACUCCUCCUAGCAGUCGACCAGUCGCAGCAAGUGCACCAAGCGCACCAGACAUUCAGGGCAGUACUACAGGCAUCCCUUUCGCAAAAGUAAACAGUGUGGUCUCUGGCAGCCCCGCGGAUGAAACUGGGAUGAAAGUGGGUGACUUGAUAACACAGUUCGGCUCAGUAAAUUGGGCGAACCAUGAAAAGCUAGCCAAGGUGGCAGAAGCAGUUGCUAGUAGUGAAGGAAGACCCAUACAAGUGGAACUGUCUCGAACCGGCGAGCGGGUCUCAGUCCAGUUGACACCGCGGCGCGAUUGGGGAGGGCGGGGACUCUUAGGAUGUCAUCUUCUACCAGUGUAGUCGCGAAACGUAGUCUGCCGAUAAGUAAUCGCCUUCGUGGCGCGCAUGGAAUGGAGUUUUAGCCACAUGGACAGGUCUUAGCAAGGUGUAUGAUAGUAGUACAGGCUGUGGUUUGGGCAAUGCCUAAAAAAUGGAAUGAAAGAAACCUCGCUAGUUCGCUAGGCAGCCAUGGCUUAGAAAUGUGAGGUGUUCUGCCUUGGGUAUGGUCACGUGCGUGGCUUAUAUAAGAAGCCAAGAGCCUGUCACCGCCCGGCAACAGCCACCAAACAACAAUUUCGU